Messenger RNA from Coregonus clupeaformis (lake whitefish), 1730 nucleotides. It is a transcript of the gene tmem70, whose product is annotated as transmembrane protein 70. The transcript is spliced from 3 exons. The record is from RefSeq and is a predicted model, not a curated record. The coding region runs from base 135 to 872 and encodes 245 amino acids. Gene Ontology annotation, biological process: mitochondrial proton-transporting ATP synthase complex assembly. NCBI's taxonomy places the organism in Eukaryota, Metazoa, Chordata, Actinopteri, Salmoniformes, Salmonidae. Gene Ontology annotation, cellular component: mitochondrial membrane.
CCUCUAUGGUCACGUGUCCGUAUAGCCUCCCGGACAGAAUAAGAAAGUGGGCUGGUUUAGUCGUCUUCUGUUGUGUAUGUUAGCUUCAGUUAGCAAAGAAGCUAGCCAAGGUGGCUUAACUUUAUGAUUUUAUAAUGGUUCAACUUCACUUUGCACGUGGAUUACGUACUGGUAUUUCGCAAACGUUUAGUAUCCAACUUGCUGCCCUCCGAAUUGGGAGGCCUGCUACUUACGCGUCCAGAAGGCUGCCAUUGAAGACCCAAGAGCAUCACACUGUCGAAAGGUCGUUUCUCAACAAUGUGUCUAACGAGGUACAGUUAACCUCUAUACAGCGGAUGGUCCGCAGCUUCUGUACAUCCUCCACCUGCCACUCUGAAGAGGGGAAGCUGAUCUAUUCAGGGAACCUCGGCAACGCUGUUCGAGGGGUGAAGAUGUUCUCCUACACCAGUAGCGGGGCCAGCCUGUGCGUGAUGCCAUACAUACUUCUGAAGACGGGCAUCAGCGUUCAUGGUCUGGUGCUGAAAGGUGCCUUCUGCGGUGUCAUCGGUUUCUUUACAUUCCUGACUCCCAUCCUCCUCCACAUCAUCACCAAAGGCUACGUGGUCCGCCUGUACCACAACCAGGACACUGACACGUACACAGCUGUCACUUACAAUGUCCUCCUGAUGGAGAAAAAGACUGUGUUCCGUCAGAGUGAGGUCAAGAUACCGGGUGUCAGCAAAAUGUUCACCACAUUCUAUGCCGACAAGAAGUCGAUGCUUGUGAACCCGAUGCUGUUCCCACUUCCUCAUGACUAUAACCACCUCAUGGGUUACGACCAGCCCUUUUCAUUUGAUACGGAAGACUUGGAUGGUAAUCCAAAUAAAAGUUAAUUGAUUUGUACAGAUAAUGCCAAUGGCAGUCAACUGCUGUAUGGAAUGGUUGUGAGUGUGUGUGUGUAUAUGUACGACUAACUUAAAGUGUAGUCACAAUAGCAUAUUAAAGAGAAGACCAUUGAAAUGUUGGUGACUAGGAAAAGGUAAUGUACAGAUGUAGAGGAGUAUUAUGGAGAAAAAAAGGUUUUGAACAAAGCUUAUGGAAAAGUACAUUUCACCUCUGACAAGACUGUGGUUUGAGUGGUAAUGUCCCUUUCUUCUGCUUCAGAGUAACACUGCCAGUAUUCUGUUGGAAAAAUGACAAGAUCCUACUCAUUGUUUGAGGAAGUUUGGGCACUGUCGAGCAGUUUGUAUAUUGCAUGAAAACAGGAGACCGGCAGUCAGUCAAACCAUUGCUGAGUAUCUAUCAAUGUCAGUUGCAAUAAAUUUACAUUUUACAUAAUUACCAUGAUGUUUCAAAUCCUGAGUAUUGUUUUAAGUGUUUUGGCUGCUUGUGGACAGAGAAGAUUACUUUGCUCUUCAGAAAGUAUUGAAGCCUGGUAUACUUGGCAUGGUAGGACAGCCCUUUCUAUUUACUUAUCUAGUGUGACCAAAUAGAGAAGAAUGUAAAACUUUUUAUACGGAAUUUAAUCAGAACGUUUUAGAUAAAGCUAGUAUAUUGCUGUUACUAGAUAGGAACUACUAGGUGUCUGGAAAUUGUGUUUGCUGUAUUUAAUCUGACGCUCUUUUACCAGGGGCAAUGUAUGAUUUUUCUAUGACAAUGUCACCCUGCAGCAAUGGAAUGUAGUUACCUACUCAGUGAUUUCAAGUGAGAAUUUAAGUUGAUUUAAUUUUCAAUACACAUUGUAAACACUC